AUGCCUCACGCGACGACGACGGAUACGGAAUACAAGCAUAUUCAAGUGAAGCAGCUUGGUGCUACAUUCGUGGCCGAGGUCACAGGCGUAGACUUCUCGCGGCCUGUGGAAAAGGAGGUCUUCGAUGAGAUUUAUCGAGCUAUUGUUGCCUAUGGCGUGUUGAUUUUCCGGCACGCGUCGCUCGACGAUGCCCGCCAUGUGGCUUUCUCGGCCUUGUUCGGCGACUUGGACGACAUCAAGCCGUAUAUAGCGCUGGGCAGGAAGAAUCGGUUUGCUUUCGACGAGCUGUUCGAUGUCAGCAACCUCGAGGAUGAUGGGAGUUUGGUGAAAAUCGGCAGCAAGAGGCAUCACAUGGGACUCGGCAACGGGAUCUUCCACGUCGACUCCAGCUUUAACCCGCGGCGAGCCGGCUUUAGUCUGCUUCGUGCCCAUUCGCUCCCUCCCAAAGGGCAUGGGGGAAACACCGACUUUGCAGAUACAAGGACAGCAUUCGAAGAGCUCCCCGAAGAUCUGAAGAACGACCUCGUCCAGAACGAGUACAUAGGCGCACACAGUAUAAUGCACUCGCGCAGAAAAGCCGCCCCCGUGGACAGUACAUGGUUGAAAGAUAUUAACCCAGAGGAUUAUCCGUUUGGGCGACACAGCGUCGUGCAAACACAUGCCCCCAGUGGUAGACAGAACAUGUACAUUGCAAACCACAUACACCACCUUGAAUACCGGACACCGCGGUCCAAGGAUUUUCUGAUUGAGAAGCUACUCGCGCACGCAACUCAGCAGAAGUACGUGUACAGCGUGGAAUGGGAAAACGAGGGCGACCUUGUUCUCUGGGAUAACACCGGCGUGAUGCAUAAGGCCGGGCAGGGGACAUUUAUGGAGAAGUUUGCCCGUGAUAUGAGAAGGUGUACCGUCCAUGAUGGUGGUAAGGAUGCCUGGGGCUUCAAUGAGAAGUCCAGUGUGAGGAUGGGCUUGCCCUGA
Messenger RNA from Exophiala aquamarina CBS 119918, 975 nucleotides. RefSeq names its product alpha-ketoglutarate-dependent 2,4-dichlorophenoxyacetate dioxygenase. Gene Ontology annotation, molecular function: oxidoreductase activity. The coding region runs from base 1 to 975 and encodes 324 amino acids. NCBI's taxonomy places the organism in Eukaryota, Fungi, Ascomycota, Eurotiomycetes, Chaetothyriales, Herpotrichiellaceae. The transcript is spliced from 5 exons. The record is from RefSeq and is a predicted model, not a curated record.